CUGUUAUCAAGGGAGAACCAUCUCUAUUAGAGCAACAGGAGAUUUGCGCGGAACUUUGGCAUUUAUGAUUAUUUUUCGCUACCAAAGGAUUAUAUAGAAGCAAUCGCUUCCUAAAGCAAUUGACGAUACUUAUUCUAUCCCGGUCAAACAAAAGUAUUCCUUAUUAAAAAUUGAACGAAAUGAAUUCCACACAAAGUCCAGUUUAUCAGACCUCCGUUGAACAAAAGCGACAUGCUCAAGAUGUUGCCAAAAGAAAGCGAAUGGGCAUGCAAAUGCCAAAACUACGCGAAAUGCUACGAGAGAAGUACCGCAAGCGCAUAAUAGAAACUAGGAACAAGUGCACAGAUGCCAAUCGAGAAAUACAAUUGUCGGAGCUCAGGGAUAUUCUUCGACUGGAACUCACCGAAAUGGAAGCGGAUUUGGAGCUGGAGCAGCUUAUCCUUGAAGAACUUCUCUCCGAUGUGAACGAGUGGUACGCCCUGGGUGAAAAAAACCUGGAAGAUCUGUACGAGGAGCCUAAUGAAAAACAAAACGAAGUUCUGUGCCCAGUUUGUCAGAUGAAAGCCUUGCACCACCACAAAGGAGAAUUCAUUUGCGAGUGCGGCAUACGUUUUCAGCACUCGGCAAAUUUGGAGCAACUUCAGGAGCUUCUGAAAAAGCAAAUUACCAGCCAUGAGCUCCAAUGUACUCAUGCUCUCCGAUUCUUCAUUGAUCCAUCAUCGGGACACCUUUAUAGUAUGUGUGGCAACUGCGAUUUCUUCUCUUCUGUUUAGGUCCUCAUAAUUCGUUUUUUAAUAUUGGGCUGCGCCUAGCGCCCUAAACGAAGUUUUGAAUUAGUUGAUUUUAUUAGUUAAACAUGUAAUGAGAAUUUGUUGUGAUUUAAACUUUGGAGAGUUUUCAAUUCAAAUCGAGUUUGUAAUUGUUGCCAGAAACACACGUUUAUUUUUUUUGUAUUUAUGAUUAGUUUAAGAAUUUUCAUUAUUUAUCUAAAUCUUAAAAAACUGAUUUCCGUGAUUUGUAUUUUAUCUUGAGCUCUAAUCUUAUUAGUGAUAUACCCAGAUAAGUUCUGAUAUUUUACUUGAGAAAUAAAUCUACUAAAUUUAAAUUGUA
Messenger RNA from Drosophila ficusphila, 1110 nucleotides. RefSeq names its product RIP-like protein (gene Ripalpha). The coding region runs from base 180 to 773 and encodes 197 amino acids. The record is from RefSeq and is a predicted model, not a curated record. The transcript is spliced from 4 exons. Gene Ontology annotation, cellular component: nucleus. Lineage: Eukaryota; Metazoa; Arthropoda; Insecta; Diptera; Drosophilidae. Gene Ontology annotation, biological process: protein import into nucleus.